UGAAGCGGUGUAAAUAUAAUAUUUUGCAAUUAUUGUACAGAGGUUUAAACCGAGACACAGAGGCACGGUGUCUGUGAUGCCGUAAAGUAUUUGGGCCGCGCUCAUUUUAGUCAGCAACAAAACUCGGAUAAAUUCGCGACCUCUGGCAACCUCUAUCCGGACCCGAAAACUGAGCAUGCGUAGAGUAGUCACUUCGCAUUCUCAGCCAAUCAGGUUUGUCGACAGAUCUGACGGAGAGUCCGAGAAUCGCGGGCUACUGGUGUUAAAGCGCGGCCCCUGGGGACGAGAAUGGAAAAAAAGCUGAUUACAUCCACCAUAUCCGCAUUAAUUAAAAUCGUCUCAACCCUAACCUAUGAUCAGGCGUUCUGUUUAAUUUUUCGCCGAAUAAAGAACGCCUGGUCUCAGGAUAUCUCAACCCCCAAAAUGGAAAUACGACUUAUCUGCCAUAAUCCCAAGACGUUUACAGUAUGACAUUAUUGAGACUGAUCUUGGAAGUCCCUCGCUCAAAAGUUAUAAUUUGGCACUCUUGGCUGCUCUCUUUAGCAGGUCUCAGCUACGCCAGACGAGCACAUGGGACGCUUCGUUUGAUUCUGUAAACAAACGAAUUCCUUUCUCUGUUUUAGGAAGAAUGUUUGUGACCCCAUGCGACAAAAAGACACUGUAACAAAACGUCACCGGGUCUCGUCCUCAAAAGAAACUUUGUUUAUUUCUUAUUCGGGAAUGUGCUAAGUGUCUUAUUAACCUGCUCACUGUGACAAAUUCGUUUAUACCGGGUUUAUACGGCGGGGCUGAUUUGACAACAAGUGUUAACUCAUAAUAAAUGCAUGAUGGAAACUUAACUGGUCUUCGCCUGUCUUUCAUAUUGGAUACUCUACGAUGAUUUCUUCCUUUGAAAAAUGAAACGAUAAAUGAUGAUUUUGAGAACUACCAGUCUUAAUGUUUCGAAUUCAGUUGACUGCUACAGAAAUCUACAGGUGGCAUUGACGUAGUUAAGGUGUCACGUUACCGCGAGGAAACACAAGUUUGAAGAUUUCGCUACUUGACGGCUAACGUAUGGACGGGAAAACGACUUCCAGUGUUAUCGCGCUUUGGUUAAUGUGUCUUAUUGUGGCCGCAGAAGCACAAAAGAAUGGAUUUAGAGGAGGCUCAAAAUCGUACGAAAUUCACGUCGAGGCGAACAGUAUAGGAACUAAUCUCCACUACAAACUGCCCGAGUCUAAGGUGAAGGCCGCUUCUAAACAGGACUGGCAGGUGGACAACGAUAACGCAGAGAUGCUGGCGAUGAACAGCCCUGUUUUGGCUACGGUCAAUGUUAAACACCCAAAGUUUAGCAUGAAAGGACAGUGGCCCGAGUAUAAGACAAGCUUUAAGCUUCCGAAAGACGUUAGCGUAGCUUCAAAGAGAACGGAUUUUUCCAAGUUUAAUCACGGCACGCACAAGAAAGCAGAGAAGUCGGAUCAACCCGACGCAGACCUUUCUGGUAGUGGACAAGCCUCCCCGACGAGACAUCAGACGAGACAGCCCUCGGGUUCUGGGGGUUUGCUCACAAAAUUGGCAGAAGGGUUGUUUAAGGGAAGAAAACCGCGAAAGAAACUGCAACAAGAGAAUGGUAUAGACAUGUCAAAAAUAACUAAGCUUCUCCUUCCAAUCGCUGGAUUAAAGAAUGUUGAUCUGAACAAUUCUCACGUCAGUGAUGCCAUGAAGGGAGUCAUCAAACACGCAAGGAAAGUUGUUGAUGAAGCCAAGACCGUUCUUAAUGACGCGGCAAAUUUUGUAACAACGGUACGGAAGCUUGUUAAAGUCAGUAAAGAUCACCCCAAAAUGCACAGAAAAGUCGCCAAGGCCAGCUCAGUUGCUAAGGAAAAGUCUGCCACAAGCCAGACUGACUCCAAUAGUUUUUCCACCCACGCUUCGAAAAAGUCAUCAUCCUCAUCUCGAGAACGAAGUCAAAAGAACAGUGCGCUGUUUAACGUUGCAGAGAAUAUCAAACAAAGUGAUUUCAAAGGUCGGCAGAGAAGUUUGCAACGAAACUUUGACGCGCACAAACACAACAUAAAGGCCAAACACUCGGGCAGUCAAGAAAAUAAUGAGAAAGUAAGAACAGGAGCGAGUGAGAAAGGUGUCCAAAAACGUUCAAACCUUGAUUCUCCCGAUAGCAUGAAAAGGAACAAAAGAAAUUCGCGUGUUCAUCGGAGAGGGCUCGCCGAAACAUUGGAAAGCAUUCUAUCUACUAUCAACGGACUUAAAGGGCUGUCCAAGUACCAUUAAAGUCAACGAAGCGACAGACUUCUCGUAAAAGAUAAAAAUUAGGUUUACCUCGGUCGAAACACGCGCGUACUGCGAGUAACUGCGUAUAGAGGGCUUGUACUUUCAUCAUCUUCUUUCCUUUGAUAUAGGGUUUAAGGUAUUCAUUUUAUAAUCAGGAAGCGCUAUAUUUUUUUAAACUAGAACAACCCUGGUAACCCCUCAAGGUAUUCGGUAUCCUUAACUUUUUAAAGGAUCGCUACUGCUUUUGCAAUAUAACUGCUAUUGAAAUGCG
Orbicella faveolata is the source of this 2539-nucleotide messenger RNA. RefSeq lists its product as uncharacterized. The record is from RefSeq and is a predicted model, not a curated record. NCBI's taxonomy places the organism in Eukaryota, Metazoa, Cnidaria, Anthozoa, Scleractinia, Merulinidae.